Schistosoma haematobium is the source of this 4631-nucleotide messenger RNA. RefSeq lists its product as uncharacterized. Gene Ontology annotation, molecular function: GTPase activator activity. NCBI's taxonomy places the organism in Eukaryota, Metazoa, Platyhelminthes, Trematoda, Strigeidida, Schistosomatidae. The record is from RefSeq and is a predicted model, not a curated record. The transcript has 8 exons. Gene Ontology annotation, biological process: activation of GTPase activity; intracellular protein transport. The coding region runs from base 1869 to 2492 and encodes 207 amino acids.
GUUUUUAUUUCAUAGAUAUUUAUAUAAUUUGCUAUUUUUUUCAUUUUGCGCUUGUAAAAAUUAGAAAUGUAUUUUUUGUCUCAACGUAAUAUGUGGUCAUACAUUGUAUAUCCUGUCUGGAAGCAAUGUCAAAGCUGUUUGCAUAUUUCUCUUCCAACCAUCCCGUUUUUAAUUGGACGGUUUUUAUGACAUAGUUACAAAUUUCUGAAACUUAACUUUCGAGUUCCCAAGCGAUAUUUGUGCUUUAGAGAACUUCUUGCGGGAUGACGUUUGAUAUCCUGUCGUAGACGUUUAACUUCACACUAAAAGUGCGUAACGAAUUCGCCAUAUAUUGUCGUUCUUUGGAAUUUUGUUUAUGGUUUUUAUUAUUGUCGGUAUACUUCCGUCCUUUAUUUUACGGCGUUUUGGUCGGCUGUGUGGUUUCCACAAUGCAGUAUUUACUAUUAUUUCAUUUUGUUCGCUCUUGUUUAUAUUCGCAUAACCUUUUGAAUGCAACAGAUGCAAAUGUGACUGCAACUAGUUGUAUGUCUGAUCCUGUCUAGGUCUGUCUUGUUGUCUAUCUUUAGUCAUCCCUUGUGCUUGCUAAGAUUUUCCGUCUUUAGGUAAAUAAUAAUCAUUAAUUCGUGUUCAUCAAGGGAAACGUGUGAAUUCUGUUGUGUUACCUUUCGUACUGCUUGUUACAUCUAAAGGUCGAUGUUUUCUGUUUAACCACAUUCUAAACAGCUUCCAUGAACAGUGAAUAAUAAACACACACCAUGCUGUAACUCGUCUGAUUAUAUUUGGUAAUUUACAUAAAUAUCUAAAUAGUUUUAUGUUUAAGUCAUUAGGUUUAAACCCGUCCUUACGAUAGUAGGUCGUUUGACCUGUGUUAAUCCGUGGAAGCUGUUCUCCUGCAUAGAUCCAGCUUCCACAUGGUGUUCUCUGAUAGAGCUGGUACCUGGUUAUUGAGAUAGGGGGUUCCUGUUACUGACUAUUCAAUGAGAUAAACGCAAUCCGUUUCUGAAUCUAUUCGAUGACGGCUUUUAAACCAUAUUGUGAUGACUUCUGAGAUGAUUAGCCAUAGGAAGAGCAAAACACUAGAAUGUUAAUAUAAGCUCACUUCGCGUUUUACUGUCAGUAUUGUUAGUGCGUCCAUGACUUCUAGUACCUUGGUUACAAGUGUUUAGCUUCUAGCUUGUAAGAAAUCGUGUGGAAGCCAACUCAUAGUGUAACAUCAGUUCAUGUAGUCAGUGAUUGUUGGUUUGAGCUAUGUGGUUAGGUGCAAAAUAUUUAGUUGGGGUCCGUGUGGUGAUCAUGUUCAUACACUCAUACGUACCUUUUCAUCCCUUCCGGAACAAUAUUCUCAGCAUUCAGUUAUUCUCAUCACUACUAAGCAUUCCAGUUAUCUUGUUUCCUAUUAUGUCAAUUUCAUCUCGCCGUUCUGAUGUGCGAUGGGCAUUUAAGCUAACUCACAUUUGUACCAAUCUCUCUGUGUCACUAAACCUUUUCUCAAAUGUUUACGCUUUUUAGAGAAAUUUAAAACUCAUAUUUCAAGGAAAUGUUCAUUAGAACCGCUAUUAUGUGAUUUUACUAAAACAGCUCUCUGUAAUGGAUAUGAAAUGCUCUAGACAUGAACAAAUGCUAAAUAUUAUAAGUGGAGAAAACGUAAAUAUUGAAGAACUUAAAAGAUUGUCUAUUGACGGUUGUCCCGAUUCUAAUGGGAUCCGUUCUAGAGUUUGGAAGGUAAGGUAUUCCUCUACAUUUUUCAGUUCCUUUUAAAUUAUCUUCCUUAUAAUGUCGAAAAACGGCAAGAACGGAUCACUUUUAACAGAAGGCAAUAUGAAGGUUAUGUAAAGGAAUUUGUAUUUGAGUCUUGUGUGGCAGAUGCUAUGCCUGCUGAUCAUCCACUGAAUUUAGAACCAGAUGGAAAUUGGAUCGCGUUUUUUCGCGAUAAUGAAAUUUUACUCCAGAUUAAUAAAGACUGUCAGAGACUGUGUCCAGAUUUUGAUUUCUUUCGUCGUCCCACAGAGUAUUCUUGUCUAUCAUUAUUUGGAAAGGAAGUACCUGUUGGGGUGUUACGGAGAAGAGGGGAAACCUCUGCACUUCAGUCCCGUUCAUUGAAUAAAAAUCUUGCCGGUGUUACAAAUAUAAUUCAUCUACCUACCUACGCUCCUUUCCAACCAAGCCAUCGAUUAUCUUCUGGUUUAGUAACACAAUCACAAAGAAGUAAGAUAAACCGUAAAAGCGAUUGGAAUUCGACCUCACCGCAUCAGGAACCACAUUGGGAAGUGAUUGAAAGAAUUCUAUAUGUAUAUUAUAAAACUCAUGUGUCUCAGGGUUAUGUUCAAGGAAUGAAUGAAAUUAUUGCACCGAUAUACUAUGUUUUCGCCACUGACCCCGAUGAAUCCUGGAGAAGCAAGUUUAUUCUGUGUAUUUAUAUAUUUGCUGAAGAUUUUUGUUGGAAGUUAGGGGCAGGAAACGUGGUAGCGAGGGCGAAUCGGUUGAUGAUGUAGUAAAUCUCCAUCGACUAAAGUAGUCGAGGUGUCUGGUACGAAUUACCAAGCAUUGUCUACCUCGACGUGUGAUGUUGAAUGAUAUAGAAUUAGGCUGUGACAAAGCUAAGUUUAGUCAGUCCAAAACUUCGUAUCGAUCGUUAAGUCAUCAACAGUGAGACUGAAUCAUGUUUGUGGGUGCAAGAUACCUGGUCGAUGUCGAUUAGAUUAUCGUGUCCAAUCGUUGCAGAUGUGAUAUAACAUGGCUCAGAAUGACUGUCAUUUGUGCAGAUGCAUCCAUUCUCUGUCUUCUCUCAGAUUUUGAGUCUCUCAAUUGACUACAUUCUUUUGUUUCAGUAACCUAUAUUUUCUCCUCAAAUCAUAUAUUGUAUGCCUAAUAUUUUGUUACUACUUCUGAUAAUGUUAGUAUUUGUACUACUGUUGUGUUUGUCAUAACAGUUUCAUCUCCAUGAUGAUGUGGUGCGUCAAUUUCAGUCGAUGUACAUGUUGUCAACCUGUAAAGUCAUUCAGAUAUCUUUUGUGUACUUAUUUGUGGCAGUGGGUUUAUUAAUUAUUUCGAGAGUAAUCUUCAUCAAAAUAUUAAAAUAAUAUAUUAGUGCAUCUGGUCAUUUUGCGUGUAUUGGAUUAUCAGUCAUAUGAACAGUUGGAAUAUAAUUUGUCUCAAGUCGUAAACACCCUAGUUAUUGAAAAAAGAUUUGUAUAAAAAAGAUCUCUAAAUGUAUUUAGGACCGAAAUUUUUUUGAUCUUUCAACUUGUCUUGUAACAAAGCAAUGAAGACUUAAUUAUCUAAAUCACACUUUUAUUUUAGAUUUAAUUUAUUCACUAGGAAGCUUUGGGGGAUAAUACCUUCUGCUCGUGAUUAGUUUGUAGUCAUCUGAGGAGUAAAGAUACGUCUCUACUGACAUUUUUGUAAAUUAUAAACUAGUCUGUCGAAAAAUACAUUGAUAAUUUAUACUCCUGAUUUUCGCAAUUUCUAUUCUUGAUGUAUCGAAAUCCUGUUUAAUUUUAUUACCUCAACUCUUUUCACACAGAAUAUGCAGAAAUGGAUACAUUUUAUUGCUUCAAUAACCUUAUGACUGAAAUUCAUCCUAAUUUUCUACGAAAGUUAGAUGGUAGUCGUGAAGCUGGUCUAGGUGGGCAAAUGAAAAUUUUAUCGGACUUAUUAUCUAAAUUCGACAAUAAUCUAUGUAAACACUUUAAAAAAAUAGAACUUGUUCCGGAACAUUUUGCAUUUCGUUGGUUAAGCUUGUUGCUGGCACGAGAAUUCAUGCUUCCAGAUGUACUCCUAUUAUGGGAUACACUUUUCUCAGAUCCACACAGGUUCAACUUACUUCCAUAUGUUUGCUGUUCAAUGUUAAUUGGUAUUCGUGAUCAACUAUUGAAAGCAGAUUUUCCUACGGCUGUUCAACUUGUUCAAAAUUAUCCAUCAAAUGUCGAUGUAAUGCAUAUUCUUUUGAAAGCCAGAACGUUUUAUACAGAUCACCGGAUUUAAAUCCUUCUCUUUCUAACUGUCAAAUGAUUUUUGUUAUUACCACCUAUUCUGAACAAGGAAUAAAAGUGUAAAUGUGCAUUUUUUAAAAAAAAUGUGUGUACAUGUGCGCAUAUGUUCAUACCUACCUAUUCACGAGUUUUCCCCCUCUCUCUCUCUCCCGUUUAUUAAUUUCAAAUAUUUCUUUAUUCCUAAUAAACAUCAGUUAUUUGGUGAUUUAUUACAUAACAACUUUUCGAUAAUUUUUAUAAUGAAAAUUACUGUUAUUGUUAUAAUUUAUUUCAUAUCAAAUUUGUAAUAUGAUUUAUAAUUAAAUGACUUACAUUUUUUUUGUCUCUUUCCUCCCCUUCAUAUUAUUUCUUAAUAAAGUGUUAAUAUGAUUGAUUUGUAUUAAUGACUUUCUUGUAUUCUAUUCGGUUACUGUAUCUUCAUGAUAAUGUACUCAUGAUUUUUUCUCUGUAUUUCUAUCUGAUUAUUAAACUUUAGAUGAUUGUUUGAAUAUUGCGACAGAUUGUUCAAGACAGUUAUUAUUUUUCUUUCUGAUUUUCUAUUUUCACAAUGAAUAUUGUUAUUAUUUUUUGAUUUGAAAACAAUGAAUUAAAUCCUCAUUUUGUAACAAUAUUGUUUAAAUAUAUAUGUGUGGUUUCAAA